AUGGCGACGCGGGCGGGCGGCCUCCCUGCCCGGCACUGGCUGCGGGCGCUGCGCGGGGGAGACCCUCGGCCCGGAGCCCGGGGUUAUUCCAAAGACAGCGAAAGCAGCUGGUUCCGCUCGCUCUUCGUUCACAAGGUGGAUCCCCGAAAAGACGCUCAUUCCAACCUGCUCUCCAAGAAAGAGACCAACCACCUCUACAAGAUCCAAUUCCACAACGUCAAACCCGAAUGCUUGGAUGCCUACAAUAAACUUGCGGAAGAAGUGCUUCCCAAGCUGCAUUCAGACACCGGGUAUCCGUGCGAACUGGUUGGCAACUGGAAUACUUGGUACGGCGACCAGGACCAGGCAGUUCACAUCUGGAGGUUCAUCGGUGGCUACUCCGCCCUCAUGGAAUCCAUGAACAAGCUGAGGGAGAAUCAGGAAUAUUUACGAUUCCGCAAAGAGAGGAGCCAGAUGCUCCAUUCCCGAAGGAAUCAGCUGCUCCUGGAAUUCAGUUUUUGGAAUGAACCCCUGCCCCGCGCCGGGCCCAACAUCUACGAGCUGCGAACGUACAAGUUGAAGGUGAGAUCUCUUGGAAGGUAUCUGUAA
Molecule: messenger RNA, 588 nt
Organism: Thamnophis elegans (Western terrestrial garter snake)
Lineage: Eukaryota; Metazoa; Chordata; Lepidosauria; Squamata; Natricidae
Product: protein NipSnap homolog 1-like
Exons: 6
Coding region: 1-588 (195 amino acids)
Cellular component (GO): mitochondrion
Source: RefSeq, a predicted model, not a curated record